CCGCAAACACAUACCUUGAUCACUUCGAUGAUGUCGGCACCAAAGGUAAUUAACUACCAGUCUGUACAGACCAACCAAUCACUUCGAGUAGUCGAUGUGGGAUUAUGAGAAAUGAUGCAUUGCCACUUUUUGCUUUGGGGGCGCGAUUCUCAUGCCAAGGCGUAUGCUUGCAAUUAAGAAAGGUCGCACUCAGAGCGAUUCUGUUCGUUCCUGCUUUCCAUAUGCUUUAAAAUCGUUUUGUUUUCUCUCAUCUCCUGAGGUUUUACACACACGAGUCAGCUGCCUGUUGUUAUGGGUACCGAUUGAGUCGUAUCGUCAACCGGUUGAUAGGAUCAGUUCCGUGUACCUCUUGGUUCAACGUUGUUCCGGAACCAACACAAUCGCUUCCUCAUCCACCUUCCUUUUCGCCUACGUGUGCACUGCCACUCGCCUGACGAUCGCUCUUUUUGGCUGCCUUUUGUUGGAUCUCAUCAAUUUGACAGCAUUACACUUGAAUACUUUCUACAUUUAUGCAGUUCGUUUGCUCGCUUUUCAGACCCGAACUAUCGUGGCCGCGUGGCGCUUAUGUCGAAAUGCUUCCAAGUGGAACCCACUACGCGGCCGAGUGGAUACAGUGCUGGAUAUGUGUCCUGUGGAACGGGCUUCUAUGACUCGUUCUACCGGCCGAACUUUAUCUAAUGCGCCAGCUACCAUCUCAUCUCAGCCGCCUGUACAUACCUCCGAGGACACUCAUCUGGAUAGAUUGUUUGUCGCCACUCUGCUUGGGUUUGCCGUUGGCCUGUGUCUUCUACCAACCACACUGGCAUUUUACCUUGUCUUCACCGCGGUAAGCCUUGGCAACUGCUGUCUCAGUUACUUUUUCAUCCUGAGGUUGUUGUACGAAGACUGGUGUCCGGUUCAUUUCUCAAUUGUUCCCAAAUCCCCUUCGCGUGACAUGAUUCGCGGUGUAUCUAUUAGAAUGAAAUCCAGAUCACAAUGUUUACCACGAAUUACUGUUUUUAAACUGAACUUCGUCCUUAUUGGCUAA
Dicrocoelium dendriticum is the source of this 1027-nucleotide messenger RNA. Lineage: Eukaryota; Metazoa; Platyhelminthes; Trematoda; Plagiorchiida; Dicrocoeliidae. The record is from the annotation of a GenBank genome assembly.